This is a messenger RNA of Paramecium sonneborni, 911 nucleotides long. The record is from the annotation of a GenBank genome assembly. NCBI's taxonomy places the organism in Eukaryota, Ciliophora, Oligohymenophorea, Peniculida, Parameciidae.
AUGUGUAUAAAAUACCAUGUUAUAAGCAUGAGGGUUAAUAUGUCCAAUUCAUAUGUUCUGAUUAAGAGAAAACUUAAUUCAUAUGUGAUUAAUGUCAAUAAGAUAUAUUUGAUUAGAAUCCUAAAUUUAAUUUGUAGAAUCUAAUAAAUAUAAAUAAAGUUAAUUAAUUAUUAUUAUAUUAGGCAUUGAAAUCAGCUGAAUUUUAUUUUCCAAAUUAGAAGUAUCUGGAGAAAUAAGAACAUUUUUUGGAGAAUAUUAAAAACAUAAUGAAAUUAGUUUAAAUAAUUAAAUUAAAUAAUUUGAAUCCUUGAUAUAAGAUAUUUAAAAUGGAUUUGCAAAAACGAUAGAAGAAUUAUAUUAGAAUAUUAAAUUGUUUUUAGAUACAAAAUCUUUAAUUCCAUAGGAUUUAGAAUAAGUAUAUAUAUAUUAUUAAAAAUUCAUAGAUUAUUAAAUUUAAUGAAUUUUAUUCAAUUAUUACUAAAUUAGAAUAAUUAGGUGAUUCAAUCAAUCCUAAAGCUAUUGAAUAAGAUAAAAAUUACAAAAAAAUUGUCAAAUUACUAAAUAGAAAUUAAAAAAUUAAGAAACUUAUAUGUUUUCUGAAUUUAAAUAAUUAGAAUCUUUACUUUAAUCAUUAAUAUUUAAACAUUAUGAAUUUAUAAAAUAAAUAUAACCAAUAUAUCUAAAACCUUACAUUUUAAAUGAUCAAUUUUAUAACAGAAUUAUUAAUGAAAUAGAAAUUAAAUCAAAGAAAAAUAUAUCAAAUUCUAAAUUAAUAUUUUAAGGUUCUAGGGAUGGAUUAAAUGCUGAAUCAUUUUGGAAAAUAUGAUAUAAAAAAAACUAAUUUAUUAAUGAUAUUUAUGUCAUCUAAUAAAACUAUAUUUGGAGGAUUCUCCAUGUAAAUGGGAAUGUGA